This is a messenger RNA of Aricia agestis (brown argus), 699 nucleotides long. Its product is annotated as male-enhanced antigen 1. Bases 190 to 645 code for a protein of 151 amino acids. Lineage: Eukaryota; Metazoa; Arthropoda; Insecta; Lepidoptera; Lycaenidae. The record is from RefSeq and is a predicted model, not a curated record. Gene Ontology annotation, biological process: spermatogenesis. The transcript is spliced from 3 exons.
CAGUACAUAAUAAGUCUAUGAUUGUUUGAUUGGUGUAGUAAUUUUAUUCUCUGAUUGGUGUUUGAAUUGAAAGUGUAUUUUAGAAAUCUACUUUUUUUUUUUAAUUCUGUGUUUAGAAAAAACAACAAAUUAUUAUUUGGAUGGAAUCAUUAUAUUUUUUACACCCUUAAAUCCCCAUUAAAAAACAUCAUGGUAUGUGACGGUCCAGACCCACCUGACAAUUCUCCACACGAUAUUAAUCCACCUUCGCGACAUGAAUUGAUGGUAAACGGACACCAAGAAGACAGUGAUGAUGAACAAAAUGAUCAUUUCGGCUACGAGCCCUUACCUCAGGGCCCGGAGUCAGCUCCUGCUGAAGUGUUGAGUGAGGAGGAUAAUGAAUCAGAUCCCGCACAACAGGCACCUCCGAGUGAUGUUCCUGAAAUUGAGCCUAUGGAUUCAGUAAUAACUCGACAAGUAUGGAACUCACCUCGGGUAAAUGACCCAAUAGAAAUGAGUACAGAACGCGCUCAGCAGGUGAUGUCUAUAAUGGCAAACAUAGCACUCCCACAAGAGUCAAUACCUGAGUGGGCACAAAGUAUAACGGAAGAACAAUGGAAGCAAACCCUCAACGACAGGAUAGAAAAAAUGAGAAAUAAUAGAUAAUGUUUGUAAGUUAUAUUCAUGAUGUAAAAUAUUCAAAACAACACUAAUAAAUAU